Molecule: messenger RNA, 1164 nt
Organism: Coccomyxa subellipsoidea C-169
Lineage: Eukaryota; Viridiplantae; Chlorophyta; Trebouxiophyceae; Coccomyxaceae
Exons: 8
Coding region: 47-883 (278 amino acids)
Biological process (GO): formation of translation preinitiation complex; translational initiation; formation of cytoplasmic translation initiation complex
Cellular component (GO): eukaryotic translation initiation factor 2 complex
Molecular function (GO): mRNA binding; translation initiation factor binding; translation initiation factor activity
Source: RefSeq, a predicted model, not a curated record
AGGACAUAGAGUUGCCAUCAUCAUCAACCUCGAGAAUCUGAGCAUCAUGGCGGAGGAGGACGGUGACGCGGCUGUCGCAGACAAGCUCUCGGACUUGCAAGUGAGCGGUGAUGGAGACCUGGGCGAGCUCAACCUGGACAAGAAGAAGAAGAAGAAGAAGAAAGCAGCAGUAGUUGACAUGGAGGCUGUGAACGGAGAGGACGAGGGAGCAGAGGAGGAUGCUGAUGCAGCAGCAGGCCUGGAUUUGUCACUUGGCAAAAAGAAAAAGAAAAGAAAGCCUAAGGCUCGCACGGAUGAGGAGUUUGGUGCGCUUGUGGAGGACACAGAAGCUGCACCAGAUGGUGAGAAGGAGAACGACGACGAUGGAUUGCCAGGCCAGCCCAAGCUGCCCUGGGAUGGCACAGAUCGCGAUUAUACUUACCAAGAGCUUUUGGAUCGUGUGUUUGGCAUCCUGCGGGAGAACAACCCAGAGCUCACAGGAGAAAAGCGCCGAACCAUCAUGAAGCCACCACAGGUGGCGCGUGAAGGCACCAAGAAGACUGUGUUCACCAAUUUCCUGGAGUUGUGCAAGGCCAUGAACAGGCAGCUAGAGCACGUGCAGGCCUUCCUGCUGGCCGAGCUAGGAACGAGUGGCAAUCUGGAUGGCCAGUCACGGCUGGUUGUCAAAGGCCGCUUCCUGCCAAAGGCAUUCGAGGGAGUGUUGCGACGAUAUGUCAAUGAAUAUGUCUUGUGCAACAGCUGCAAGAGCCCUGACACCCUCCUGGAUCGUGACUCUGCCACCCGCAUCAUGUUCUUACGCUGCCAGCAGUGCGGAGCUUCAAGAACCGUGGCACCAAUCAAGGCUGGAUUUGUGGCGCGGACAUCUCGCAGAAUCAAGACUUAAGUUGAGCUUAGCAGGAUUCAAUUACCAAGUUAUUGGAAUCGGGAUCAUUGUGCUUGCUAGGAAUGCCUGCCAUCUAGCUGCACUUUCCCUGCAGUGGAUAAAGGCAAUCUUGUCAUGUCUCUGAAAGAACGCAGGUGAAGCAUGCAUGGCUGUUAAAGGUGUAGACAUUUCCAUUGAAAUGACAUCUCUCAAUCUAAGACCUCGGAAGGAUUCCUCCAGUCAUGAUGCACCCUUUGAAACACCUCCCGAGUGCAUAAUAAAUCUGCAAUUGAUUGUGUGGC